Coccinella septempunctata (seven-spotted ladybird) is the source of this 936-nucleotide messenger RNA. RefSeq lists its product as uncharacterized. NCBI's taxonomy places the organism in Eukaryota, Metazoa, Arthropoda, Insecta, Coleoptera, Coccinellidae. The record is from RefSeq and is a predicted model, not a curated record. The transcript has 2 exons. Bases 121 to 801 code for a protein of 226 amino acids.
CACAAUGCGAUCGAACUCAUAUUGAAGUGGUUUUCUCAAGUGUAGAUAAGCUACUUUGUUCAGAUAUAAUAUGUGUAAUCAGUUCACAAUUGAACGUAGAAAAAAUACGUGUCAACAAAAAUGCGACUGUGUAUAAUUAUUGCAGUUUUCUCUUUCAUGGUCUACCAGGUAGAACCAGCCUGCGUCGAUGAGCUCAUGAAGCUAAUGACGCACGAUGUAACCAACACAGAAAUGGAAAUGAAUGUCACAAUAGUGGAUAUAGAGAACAAAAUACAAAAGACCAAAGAGGAUGUCGAAUCCAUAAUAAAGGAGACGAAGCUAGGAAUUCAAUCGGAAAGAGAUAAACUGGAAGAUCUGGAAAAUUCAGCUUACGGAAGAUCAUUGAGCAAGAAAAAGAGCAUAGCUGACUGCUUAGAAGCUGACCGAGUUCAGAUGAAGAUAAUAAACACCACAGAAUCAGUCAUAUACAGCGUAUGCAGGGCUGAUUUUUCACUUUUCAUGGUCAAAUUAUCCUUAUUAUUCGUUGAAAGUACUUCUAGAAAACUAGAAAAAGAUUUGGUAGUCUGUGUUGAUAAAUACACGGACGAUUGUGAAAAAGAAAAAGCGUGUAUCAUUGAAACCCUCAAGAAUGUCAAUGAUGAAAUAAAUUCCAUCAAUAAUGAAGUUGAGAAGAAACUGAACAAAAUAAGGGAUACCUCCAGAAUCUGCGCUGAUGGUAAAAGUGGCGUGGUGAUAUCUAUGAUCAAAGAACAAGAAGAUAAAUUCAACUAUUGUGUAGAACAAAUUCUUAAUGAUUUAUAAGUAUUUCGAUUGAAUUAUUUGUGAAAUAUGUUCAUUUAUUCACAACUUUAGUGUUUUUUUGUUUCAAAUUUCAUUGGAGAAUUAUAAUGUAAUGUAAUUGUACAAGCCCUUUGUGAAAUACAAUGCUCAACAGUU